AUGUCUGGCGAUUCUGGAGCUCUAGAACUGAAGGAGGAUGACAUCAAGUUGAUGGUUGCGGCGCGCGUACAGAUGGGCAGUACAAAUCUUAACUAUCAAAUGAGCCAGUAUGUUUACGAGCGAAGUCGUGAGGGCAACCAUAUUAUCCGCCUUAAUAAGACCUGGGAAAAGUUGCUGCUGGCUGCCCGCGCCAUCGUCGCAAUUGAGAAUCCUGCUGAUGUAUGCGCCAUUGGCGCCCAGGAGUCUUCUCAGAGGGCUACCCUGAAGUUUGCCCACUACACAGGGACCACUGCUGUUGCCGGUCGUUUCACACCCGGAGCUUUUACCAACCAAAUCCAGAGCGGAUUUAGGGAGCCGAGGCUUCUGAUAGUCAGUGAUCCUAAAGCCGAUCACCAGCCUGUUCGUGAAGCGAGCGCGGUGAAUAUACCUGUCAUUGCUUUCUGCAACACUGACGCGCCUCUCCAAUUUGUAGACAUCGCGAUUCCCUGCAAUAACGACGUAAGCAUCUGGUUGUAGACUCUAUUCCUUUUCAAGAAAUACUCCGUAGCUCUCAUGUGGUGGAUGCUCGCGCGCGAGGUUCGCCGCAUGCGCGGUGAAGAUUUGCGCACCCAACCUUGGUCCGUAAUGAUGGACCUUUUCUUAAUGCGCGAGCACACUGAGGAGGUCCAUGCCGAGGAGGGUGAAGCCCAAGAUGUCGGCUUUGAAAACGUUCCAGCGGAUGUCGGUAAGCUGUCUUAGAUCUGUCCAAAUUACGCAUUAGUCUACUACGUUGUUUGGAGGGUAUAGCUUGAUUUAAGUGAUUAGCUGUUAUAGCUCCCAAUGCCUCUUCCUCACAACAUUUUUCUAAUUUCUUAAGCUGCAGAGGGCGAGGCUGCGGACUGGGGAGCUGAAGCCCUGCCAGUCGCUGGAAUGCCCGAGUUGGACGUGACUGCUGGGUAUACUCCUGUCGCUGGCACCGUCGGUGGAAGCUGGACUGAGUAUGACGUAAAACCCGACGCCUCAUGGAACUAA
Spirometra erinaceieuropaei is the source of this 1011-nucleotide messenger RNA. Lineage: Eukaryota; Metazoa; Platyhelminthes; Cestoda; Diphyllobothriidea; Diphyllobothriidae. The record is from the annotation of a GenBank genome assembly.